GAUACUCUCUCUUUCUUUCUCAAGCCACCACCACUGCUUUCCCUGACUCUAUCUUUAUCUUCAUUCUCAUGCUAUCUUAUGCAUCACUUCUUUGACUUCUUUCAUCUCCCUAUGCCACCAGUAUCCACUACUGUAUCUUUUUCCUCAUCGCCACAGCUCCUAAGAGAUCCUCACUCUCUCUCUCUCUCCAAAAACCCUCCGUGAACCACCACCUUCAAUUAGUGAAUAUUCAUAUUCACAGUCACUCAUGCAAUUCAUCUAUAAAUCAUCAGUUGCUGUGAUUGCUCUUUUUCGUUGUCCUUGUCCAUAAACCAAGUGAAGAGACACUGGUCUGUCAUUUUCAUCUCCUCCUCCUCCUCCUCUCUCUCUCUCUCUCUCUCUCUCUCUCUUCCAUGAACUACGAGCUUUAUUCUUGAACUUUUUCCAUCCGCACAAUCGAUGAACUACUUCCUAUAUAGUACCAGUUGCUCUAACUUAAUCUCCAUUCGACAACCACUUACAAGAUGUAUUGAUCAUCACCUCUCUCUCUCUCUCUCUCUCUCUCAUGUGUGUAAUAAAAAUAAUUAUACACGUUUUGAUAAUUCUUUAUCACAACCUCUCAGAGAUACACUACCCCUCUUUCUGUAAACCACCAUUUACUAUUACUCUUACCUCCAUCUUCAUUCCCACAGCACCGCAAGGAGAAAUUCAUAAUUUUUACUUGUCUCUCAACAGCAGGAGAGGUAAGUCAUCAAAAUGGCUGGAACUACAUGCUAUGUUCAUAUUGAUGACUUGCCUGAUAUAAUUCUCUCAAACAUAUUUUCCUUGAUCUCCGACACUCGAACCCGCAAUGCCAUGUCCCUUGUAUGCCGCAAAUGGCAUUCUUUAGAGCGCUCAACGCGAACCUCUAUUGCACUUCGAGGAAACAUAAAAGACCUAUUCCUCGUCCCUACUUGCUUCUGGGCUGUCACUGAUAUUGACCUCUCACUCCUCUCCCCUUGGGGUAACCCACUCCUAGAUUACUCCCCAAAGUCAAUUCUCAGUGCUAACCUCCUCUCCAAGGCCUUCCCUUCUGUUAUUUCUCUUACUGUAUGUGUUCGAAAUCCUUCUAUUCUUCAUCUUCUUGCACCUCAAUGGCCCAAUCUUCGCUAUGUCAAGCUUGUUAGGUGGCACCAACGCUUGUCAGCUCCCCUCGGCUCUGAUAUCAUCCCACUGCUCGAGCAUUGCCAUUCACUUUCAUCCCUUGAUCUAUCAAACUUCUAUUGCUGGACAGAAGAUCUCCCACCAACUCUCAAGGCUCACCCUUGGGUAUCGGCCUCUCUCACCCAUCUUAACAUGCUAAAUCAUUCUUUGUUCGAAGGUUUCAAGUCCCAUGAGCUUCUUGCCAUUACUGCUUCCUGUCCGAAUCUCAGCCAGCUUCUUGCCUUGUGCUUGUUUGACCAUAGAUACAUUGACUUUGUUGGAGAUGAAACUCUAUUAGCUCUUGCUUCAAAUUGUCCCAGCCUUUCCCUCCUUCACCUGGCUGAUAUUUCUUCCUUGUCUGGUGCCAGACGGCCCAGACCUGACCUAGAUGAUGUUGGGUACACUUCUGAAGACGCUAACUUCAGAAUUACUAUGUUGGAGGACAUAUUCGCUAGCUUGCCAUUGCUUGAAGAAUUGGUUCUUGAUGUAUGCGAAAAUGUUAAAAGUACCUGGCCAGCAUUGGAGCUUCUUAAUGCCACGUGCUCCCGACUUAAAUCUCUAAAGCUGGGACAUUUCCUUGGGAUUUGUCGGGAAGUAGAUUCUUGGCCAGAUGGGGUGUCACUCUGCAAAGGUUUGGAAUCAUUGUCCAUCAAGAACUCAGAUGACUUGACUGAUUCUUGCCUGAUAGCUAUCUCCCUUGGCUGUCCCAAAUUGGUCAAGUUUGAGGUUGAGGGGUGCAAGAAGAUCACUGCAAUGGGGAUAAGAAAACUGGCUUGUGUCCUUCAACAAACUCUUGUGGAAGUAAAAAUCUCAUGCUGCAAACAUCUCAAUACUAAACGCUCAAUAUGGGCGUUGGAACCAGUUCAAAAGCACAUACGGAAACUGCACCUCGAUUGUGUGUGGGAAAGCAUCCAACCGUCACAAGGAAAUGCCAGCAAUUCAUACCAAUUUGCAGGAAUUCCAAAAUUAGGCAGAGGAAAAAGAAAUGUCAUUCCUGAAGAAACAAGCUUGAAGAAAAAAGACGAAUACUUAGACACAAACUGCCCUAAAAUUGGAGGCAAUAGCAAAGAAUUCUUUAAAAGGUCUUGGGCGCGCCUGCAACAUCUCUCCCUUUGGAUUCCUGUGGGUGAUCUUUUGAAUCCUCUAUCAUCUGUGGGGUUAGAAAAUUGCCCUGUGCUAGAAGAAAUACAAAUAAGAGUCGAGGGUGAUUGCAGGAAUCAACGAAGACCUUCCGUGUGUGCAUUUGGAUUGAGCACCCUUGCAUGUUAUCCUCAACUGUCGAAGAUGCAUUUGGACUGUAGUGGUGCAAUAGGGUAUGCUCUUACUGCUCCUUAUGGGCAUAUUGAUCUGAGCAUAUGGGAACGGUUUUUCCUUUAUGGGAUUGGGAAUUUGAAUCUCUCCGAACUCAAUUAUUGGCCUCCACAGGACAAGGAUUUCAAUCAGCGGAGCCUCUCUCUCCCUGCAGCAGCCUUGCUAGCAGACUGCACUAGUCUUAGAAGGCUUUUCAUACAUGGCACAGUGAAUGAACACUUCAUGAUGUUUCUUCUGAAAAUACCAAAUCUAAGGGAUGUACAGUUGAGAGGAGAUUACCACCCAGCACCGGAUUAUGAUACAACUACAGAGUUGCGAGCAGAUUCCUGCCGUCGUUUUGAGGAUGCCUUGAAUAGUCGUCACAUCCAAGACUGAAAGCAGUCUGACAAAACUUUCAUCCUCAAUACAAAUUCCUUGUUUCCCACCUCAACUCAUAAACGUUGAGGCAAUGUAUUAUGAUAAAGUGUGAAUUUAGGAAAAUGCAAUGAUACUUUUCCUGAGAACUAAAUCCACCAGUCCAAUACAUAUGGAACACAAUUCCAGAAUUUUUAGAGCCUCCUCUUCAUCUGCUAACUUAGUCCUAAAGUCUAUCCUAGAUGUGAUCAGAGGCAAACUGACGACUAUGCGAUCAAGAUUUUCCAGUGUCUGUACACGAAUCAUGCUUGAAUGGGAUCUUCCCUAUACUUUGUUUGAUGCCAUUCCAUCCCACCAGAUAAUUAAUGCUGGCUUUCACUCAGCCAAUGUCUGAAACAGAGUUCUCCCAAUUAGAACAACAGUUACCUGU
This is a messenger RNA of Cornus florida, 3256 nucleotides long. Its product is annotated as F-box/LRR-repeat MAX2 homolog A-like. The transcript has a single exon. The coding region runs from base 736 to 2847 and encodes 703 amino acids. NCBI's taxonomy places the organism in Eukaryota, Viridiplantae, Streptophyta, Magnoliopsida, Cornales, Cornaceae. Gene Ontology annotation, molecular function: protein binding. The record is from RefSeq and is a predicted model, not a curated record. Gene Ontology annotation, cellular component: SCF ubiquitin ligase complex. Gene Ontology annotation, biological process: SCF-dependent proteasomal ubiquitin-dependent protein catabolic process.